This is a messenger RNA of Penaeus monodon (black tiger shrimp), 1846 nucleotides long. Its product is annotated as retinol dehydrogenase 11-like. The record is from RefSeq and is a predicted model, not a curated record. NCBI's taxonomy places the organism in Eukaryota, Metazoa, Arthropoda, Malacostraca, Decapoda, Penaeidae.
UUGGUGGUAUCAGUAGCGUCUUGUCCAAGGACAGGGAAGGAACUCGUCUUCAAAAAGAGUCAUUGCGACUGACUCGUUCAUAGCUGUCUAAGAGGCUGUCUACUCAUCUGACGAUCUUGCAGACCGAGGAGCUUAACUUUUCACACUUGCACGAUGGUAGGUCCGUGGGUGUGGGCAUGGGUCUGGACGAAUAUCGUGGCGUGGACAAUAGGCCUCGUGGCUGCGUUGGUGAUCGGUGUUUUAUACACACGUGGUUCAGGCAGGUGCACGUCAACCAGGAGACUGGAUGGAAAAACUGUCAUUAUCACAGGAGCUUCAGCAGGGAUUGGCAAGGAAACAGCGAGGGACUUAGCAGGUCGAGGAGCUCGUGUUAUUCUCGCCUGCAGGAACGUCGAUAAAGCACAGAAGAUUGCCAAUAAACAACGCGGGAAUACCAGGCUACACCACAAGGAGGUUGACUCCCGAGGGUCUAGAAUUAGCAAUGGCCACCAAUCACUUUGGUCACUUCCUUCUGACAAAUUUGCUCUUAGACCUCCUGAAGGCGAGCGCCCCCAGCCGCGUGGUCAACGUCACCUCCAACUCCCACUGGAUGUGUCACCACCUGGACACCAACGACCUCAACUACAAAUGGAGACCUUUCCCGGGCUGGCUUCCGUCCUACGGCCAGAGCAAACUAUCGAACAUCCUCUUCACGCUAGAGCUUUGCCGAAGAGUUAGCGGGACAGGUGUUACAACAAACAGUGUUCACCCCGGUGUGGUUAACACGGAGAUCUUCGGGAAGGAAGGUUGGAAGAUUGUGAACUUGCCCGCUAUCCUAGCUGCCUGGAUCAUGGCCAAGGACGAGAAACUGGGAGCCCAACCAGUCAUCUACUUGGCGGUGUCUGAGGAAGUGGACAAUGUGUCUGGGAAGUACUUCGUUGACUGUAAGGAAGCCCCUUCCUCCACACUUGCACAGGAUCCGAUAUUGGCGAGGCGCCUAUGGGAUGCCAGCGAGAAUUUAGUUGACCUUCGAUCUUAAGGAAUUAGUCGACCCUCAACCUUGGGAAAGAGUUGAUCUGCAAUUAUUAGAAUACCUCUAUAGUCAUAAAAAAUCGUCGUUAGUCAUUCGAAACACGCUUCUUUGACAUUUAGAAAUUAAGAUCGGAAAAGAAUGAGCGCACAGACUUGGCCAUAUCGAGAAAAUAUGAUAUCCCUGUCUCUUUUCUCGUAGCGAUGGCUGUCACUGACUUAUAGAGACCUCACCACAACAUGCUUACCUAAGAAUUUUUACAUUUGUUUAAAGAUUAAUAGAGUAGAGCAUUCUUGUAUUCUGAGAGCACAGACCUCGGAAAAUAGGGCAAAUAUGCAAUACUUUGGUCGCCGAGGAAUCCCUCUUAGGCAUAGUAAGAGCCUUCGAUAUUUUAUGGGAUCACCCCACCAAAGCUACUCCUUGGUUUGUAUCCCAUCUCCAGAUAACUGCAUAGGUUUUUCUGCAUAAAUGCAGACCAUUUUUACGUAAUUUGCAAUAUUCCAAUACAUGGAAAAUUUGAAUAGGGAUAUUAUUUAUAUAUUUAUUAUAAAAUGUGAAAAAAUAUCACUCUCAUUUUGUAAAGAUUCACAUUUUUAUGCAUUUAUGUUUUGGCCACGAACAUUUCUGGUGUUUGGCCAUAUCGAAGGAAUAUGAUUUUUUUAGGUGUAAUCUUCAGAAAAUGCCCUUUGUAUCAAGUAGAUUGCAUAAUUUGAAAAAAUAAUGGUUACAGUUGUCAAAUUUAUAUGAAGCUCCAUAUGUUACGUUAUACUUUAUUAUUCAUAAUACAUCGUAUGUAAUUGAAAAAAGUAGUAAUAAUAAAUAUGCAUAUAUAUUUUA